CAAUAGUUUGUCCCAAAACCAUGUGACUUGCAUCACAUGAUUGUAUUGCCUUCAGUGGCAGACAUUUUGAAAAGAAACUGAUGUCAGCAGCAGAGAAACAGCGAAGAUACAGGGCUCGGCGGGAUGCUGAUCCCUCAAGAAGGGCACAAUAUUUAGAAAAGCAGAGAGAGGCAUGGUACAGACUAAUAAGACUAGGAAAUGUGAAACCAAUCGCAGAGUUGAGUGAGAGUGAGAAACAAAGCAAAAGAGACAAAUGGAGAAAAGCACAACAGAGAAGAAGACAAAGAAAGCGAAUGCUAGAAAACAUGAUUACUCCAGCAGACCGCCCUGAAUUUGACCAGCCACCUGAAGAAACAAGGAGUCGAAUGGCCUCUGUUGUUACAGUGAAGACAGAGAAGCGUCCUUCCCCUGACUCUGAGGAUGGUGACACAGUGGCUAAGAAGGCCAGGAAGUUGCUGCCCAGCCUGAAGACCAAGCGUGCCCCUGAGCUGGUGCUGGUGAUCGGCACAGGGGUGAGUUCAGCUGUAGCUCCUCAGGUGCCCGCGCUGCGCUCCUGGAAAGGUCUGAUCCAGGCGCUGCUAGAUGCUGCCAAUGACUUUGAUCUGCUUGAGGAGGAGGAGAGCCGCCGCUUCCAGAAAAGUCUGCAAGAGGACAAGAACCUAGUACACGUUGCUCAUGACCUUAUUCAGAAACUUUCACCGCGGACAGGAAAUGUACGCUCCACCUUUUUUAAAGACUGCCUCUACGAGGUGUUUGAUGACCUGGAGUGUAAGAUGGAGAAUGCUGGGAAGCAUCUCCUCCGCUCUGUGCUGCAGUUGAUGGAGAGCGGUGCCCUGGUCCUCACCACCAACUUUGACAACCUGUUAGAGAUCUACGCUGCGCACCAAGGGACCAAGCUGGAGUCUUUGGAUCUCACAGAUGAGAAGAAGGUUCUGGAGUGGGCUCAGGAGAAGAGAAGACUGAGUGUGCUCCAUAUUCACGGUGUUUACACCAACCCCAGUGGUAUCGUACUGCAUCCUGCUGGCUACCAGAAUGUUCUGAGGAACACAGAAGUCAUGCGGGAGAUCCAAAAACUCUACGAAACCAAGUCUUUUGUGUUCCUGGGCUGUGGUAGGACAGUGGAUGACACCACUUUCCAGGCACUGUUUCUCGAGGCGGUCAAACACAAGUCCGACCUUGAGCAUUUCAUGCUGGUGCGGCGAGAGGACGUGGGCGAAUUCAAAAAGCUUCGAGAUAACAUGCUGGACAAGGGCAUUAAGGUCAUCUCGUACGGCAAUGAAUACUCCGACCUGCCGGAGUACUUUGAGCGGCUGGCCAACGAGAUUUGCAACCGGGAAGUGGACCGUGACGUAGUGACCAAUGGUUGGGGAUCUCCCAUCUCACAAGGCGAAGAAAGUCAAAAUGGUUUUACGACCCAGAAAAACCUCCUGCAAGACUACCACUCGUGACACAUGUGGCAGUCUGAGAACAUUCCCACAGCUCCGCUGCACAGUUCCGUCGCCCCCUUCCGCUCGGGUCUGGUAUGACUAGAUCUUCACGCACAACGGACUCUUUUCUCAUAUUUAAACCGAGCGCUGUCAGUACCGGUUCGCUUCACACGGGAAAGGCGUCUGUGAAAACACCACUAAGCAAACUGUGAACUCCUGCAACUCAGAAAAUGUUUAUGAAACUCUUCAUGUGAGUGAAGGAGAAAUUUGUGGAAUUUUUUUAUGCUAAGUGAAGUGUGGACCAAGAAUGAUGUUCAGGGCCAGUCUGAUCUUAAACAUGUAGUAGUUUCUCACUUCCCAUUUUUCACAUCAGUAAAUGCACCAGCAAAAUUUAAUAGUGUGUGAAUCUCACAAAAUAAAUGUCCUGGUCAUGUUUCACCUCAAAAUAAAAGGGAAAAAAAAACAAUGCAUUUUGAAUAAAGACCAUUAAUGUGGUUAAACACACACACACACACACACACACACACACACACACACACACACACACACACACACACACACACACACACACACACACACACACACACACACACACACACACACACACACACACACACACACACACACACACACACACACACACAAUAUAUAGUGCAAUAUAUUGUUUUUUUUAUGAAGUCUCAUGUUCUUUCAUUUUUAUCAGAAAUACAGUAUACAGUAAUUCAGUGAAAUGUUUUCAAUUGUAAUAUUUUAAAAUAUUCAUAUGAUGGCAAAGCUGAAUUUUCAGCAUCGUUACUUUAGUCUUCAGUGUCACAUGAUUCUUUAAUUCAGCAAGGAUUCAUUAUAUUGAUCAAAAGUGACAAUAAAGACAUUUAUAAUGUUACAAAAGUUUUUUUUAUUUCAAAUAAAUGCUGUUCUUUUGAACUUUCUAUUUAUCAAAGAAUCCUGAAAAAAGUAUAUUUUUCACAAAAAUAUUAAGCAGCACUGUUUCAAACAUUGAUAAUAAUAAUAAUAAUAAUAACCAUUAUUAAUAAUAACCAAUAAUUGAGUAUAUUAUAAUUUCUGAAGGAUCAUGUGACACUGAAGACUGGAGUAAUGAUGCUGAAAAUUCAGCUUUGAUCACAAGAAUAAAUUAAAAUGUAAAAUAUAUUCAAAUAGAAAACAUUUAUUUUAAAUUGUAAUAAUAUUUCACAGUAUUACAGUUUUGCUGUAUUUUUCAUCAGAUAAAUGUAGCCUUAAUAUAAAGCAUAAUCUUUCCAAAACAUUACAAAAAACGUAAUUAUUCCAAACUUUUGACCUGUAGUGUGUGUGUAUAUGUGUACACACACUUUUUUCUUUUAAUUGGUUGAAAUAUGACUCAGGACAUUUCUUUUAUUAUUAAAUGUGUCCUGCCCUGUAAGAAGGAGGAAAUGCAUAAAACGCCUUGUCAGGGUGGCUGGGGUGUGAAUCAAAAUGCUCGUGAUUUCUCAGGCUUUACUUAGAAGCAUUUCAGCUUCCAUGAAUCUACUUGAACUUGUCAUGAGACUGAGGAUAAUGAUACAAUGCCAUCAUUCCUCUCAAGCCACACAACUUUCAAUACAUUUUAUUGCACUUGGACAGUUAGUUCCCAUUUAUAGGAUCUUAAAUGCUUGGUCAGUAAUGCUCUAAAAAGAUGUAAACAGCUGUUUAUAAACCUUUUGUAUUUUAACUCCAGUGGUCCACUGUUAAAACAUCUGUCCACAAAUGUCUUUUAGGUAUUUAUAUGCUAUUUUAAAAUAAAACAUCUGUUUGGUACCAAA
Ctenopharyngodon idella (grass carp) is the source of this 3205-nucleotide messenger RNA. It is a transcript of the gene siral1, whose product is annotated as family with sequence similarity 118 member B. The record is from RefSeq and is a predicted model, not a curated record. The transcript has 9 exons. Lineage: Eukaryota; Metazoa; Chordata; Actinopteri; Cypriniformes; Xenocyprididae. The coding region runs from base 81 to 1448 and encodes 455 amino acids.